AAAAUCAUCCAACCAUGUUCUUGAUUCAAAUUCUAUGUCAGCAGAUCUUACGUGUUAUUGUCACUUGAGCGAAGUCUAUUUAUUUUGUAACUAACUGUCGCGAAUUUUAAGUUAAUGCUGUCGAACGAAGUUCAGUUGCAGGAAAAAGACUAUCUCUGCCGAUUAACAAAGCUAUUGCAGCGAUAUAUUUCACAGUCGAUUAAACCUUAAGCGUUAUAUUUACUGUCAAAUUCAUCUGGUGUAAAUUCGAGAGAUCAGAAAUGCAAAUAUUCCGUAAUUUGCAGAUUUGACAUUUAAGUUAAUUGUUUUAACUAUUUGAGCUUUUCGUUGGCAAAUAAAAAACAAAGCUUUUCAGUUUCAAGAGCAAACGAAUAAUGAUAAAAUGUCUACCCGCGAAAUAUUUCCAAAUUGUUGGUCAAGAUUAAGCAAUAUCUUGUAUAAAUUUCGCACGGGAUAAAGACAGAUGCGAAGAAUAACAGUUCUCUUGUUAUUCUUAACAACUUGGAAAAACACAGUAUAUCUAAAUGAAAUGUUUAACGCUUGAAUCUUCUCGCCUCAAUAUGCUAAAGUAACGUGUAAGGUGAUUCAAAAUUGGCUGCGGACGCUAAAUUGAAAAAUUUGUCCGAUAAAACAAGUAGUUUGGGAGGCAUAAUAGCUUAACAAAAAAUAACCGAUUAUCUCCAUUAAUUUGUCUCUCUUACAGGUCGACUGCGCGCAGAUAAGGUUUUUACGUCGGUCCUCUUGCAAAAUAGAUAGAUGAUGACCACUAUGCCUAUUCAGUGAUGCAGAUGACUGAGAUUUCUCGCCGCGUUUCCUAAAAGAUUCUUCAUGAAUACAACAAUAGGAUCAAGACUUAAGAUGUCACAAAUUGGCGACAAUGAAAUGGACACACGAAUUGAGGAAUCGUCAGAAAUUUCUAGAAAUGAAAGCAGUGCCGAUGCUCAGAUAUAUUCAUCAAGGCCUGAACCUGAAAAAGAGGAAAAAAUCAAGGAUAACAAAGAAAUUCAGGAUAAAAGUGACAGUAACCCUUCGGAAGAAACUACCGCUGCCACUGAACAAGGUGUGGAGGAUACUUCGACUAAGGAAACUACCGAUGAAAACAAACAGAGUUCCUUCCUUGAUAAAUACCUGAGCGACAGUGAAACUGAAGAUGACGUGGCGGAAAAUAAAGAAGAGAAAGAAAAACCAGAAGAAAGAAAACCAGAGAAAAAGAAGGUGAAAAAGAAGACAAAGACGCCCAAAAGCGAGAAGCAGUUUACUCCCCGAAAACCUUCCAUGAGAUGGAAAAAUUUGAGGCUUGUUGUCGGUGAUGACAGUGAUGACGAGGUGAAAGAAGUCAACAAACCACAACCUAAAACAAAACAAAACCGCAAAGAAAGCCGUAGCAACAAGCAAAACUUGCAAAGCCGGCGAUCCACGGUGUUACGAAUUCCAUCAGAGCCGGCGGAAAGUUCAACUGAGAGUGAAGAAGAAGAUGACCGGGUGCUAGAUGGGAAAGUGGGAGUUGCUGACCUUCCCUCAGAAUAUUGGCAAAUACAAAGACUUAUCAGGUUUCUAAAGAAUGGUAACCAGGUCGCCACGGUCAUCACAUUUUGUGCUCUGACAGACUUCAACUUAACUCAAGAACUGACCCAGAUGGCCAUUCGCGAUGUGAACGGGUUAACAGUUCUUGUUAAUAUUCUCAGAACGGACCACGUAAAUUGUCAGAUCGGUGCCUUGAAAGUUCUCCAACAGUUGACUAUAAGUAGCAUCUACAACAGGCGAGCUGUUAUUAAAAUGGGAGGCGUCCAGAUCCUGGUGGAUCUCAUAACUGAUGCGCCAAAGGAGGUGCAAAGUUUAGCUGCAGCCAACCUGGCCAACUUGGCAAAAUCCAGUGUGGGAAGAAAUAUUCUCAAAAAAUACGGUGGUUUACAAAAACUGGUUGGUCUGCUGAACUACGACGGAGGUCAAUUUACUGGGAGGAGACUUUCUGGUAACGGGUCUCCAGGCCAGCCCAGGUCGGACCUUGAAGUUGCACGUAAUGCUGCCCUUGCACUUUGGAGUUGCAGCAAGAGCACGCGCAGUAGAUCAGCAAUUUUCAAUGCCGGAAGCGUACCGCUGUUAGCCAAACUCGUUACCAUGGACAAAGACGAGUUUCUUGUUCCUAUCGUGGGACUUGUUCAAGAAUGUGCAGUAGUGGUAAUUUUCAUAACGUCACAGUAAAACUAGUUAAUAUACACACUGCGGACCCACUAAAUAUGUUUUACUUCAUUUUUUCUAUUUACGCGAACUUUCACAAUACAAUUAGUUAGAAGUCAAACCUAAGUUGCGAGAUAACAUCCAUAAGGAGUCCAUAUGGAGUGAGGCAAACGCAAUUUACCAUGUGGUGGUUACAACUCAUCAAAACAAUA
Stylophora pistillata is the source of this 2390-nucleotide messenger RNA. Its product is annotated as outer dynein arm-docking complex subunit 2. Lineage: Eukaryota; Metazoa; Cnidaria; Anthozoa; Scleractinia; Pocilloporidae. The record is from RefSeq and is a predicted model, not a curated record. Gene Ontology annotation, molecular function: protein binding.